AUGGGCGGGGCGGGCGCCUGGGGCCGCGAUGCGCCCGCGCUACUGAGCACGGCGCUGCUGCUGGGAGGCGCGGGCGCAGGUUCUCUGUCUGACCGCCCUCCACCGCCGCUCUUCACCAUCGACAGUAUCCUAGCGCCGCGACCGCCGCCGCAAAUACCGCCGCUGCAGCUUCAUCACCUUGCUCACACACCCUUCCACAGAGCACAUGAGCUUUUCGGUACGUGUGUCAGUAACGCAGUCACGAAUGCAAACAACUAUGCAAAUCUAUAUGGUGGCUACGCGGCGGCAGCGCUGGCAGGUUUGUCGGGUCCACCUCCAAAACGUAAACGUAGACAUAGAACCAUCUUUACCGAGGAGCAACUAGAACAACUUGAGAGUACUUUUGACAAGACUCAUUAUCCUGACGUCGUGCUAAGAGAACAACUAGCGCUGAGGGUGGACUUGAAAGAAGAAAGAGUUGAGGUAUGGUUUAAAAACCGUCGUGCUAAAUGGCGAAAACAAAAGCGAGAAGAACAAGAAAGACUUCGUAAGUUACAAGAAGAGCGAGCGUGCGGCCGUGCAUUGGCUCAGCAAAGGGCACACAUGUCGUCACCACUACGGCCGCCGCCCGCGCCUCCUACGCCUAGGUCUUAUAGCGAUGAAUCUGAGGACUCUGACCUGGAGGUCGCCUAAAGUGAAGUGAUAAAAUAAAGCACAAUCUACCCCAUGUCUUAGAUAAAAUCCUUACAUUUUACGCCGUGAAACUCAGAACAAAACAAAUAGUUUUUCCAAUGUCAUGCUCUUAUUUCCAUACUGAUACUAUUAUUAUAUCAGUAAGUAAUUUUAAAUAGGAACAAAGUUUUAACGCAC
Pieris brassicae (large cabbage white) is the source of this 849-nucleotide messenger RNA. Its product is annotated as homeobox protein goosecoid-like. Bases 1 to 672 code for a protein of 223 amino acids. Gene Ontology annotation, molecular function: DNA-binding transcription factor activity, RNA polymerase II-specific; RNA polymerase II transcription regulatory region sequence-specific DNA binding. The record is from RefSeq and is a predicted model, not a curated record. Gene Ontology annotation, biological process: regulation of transcription by RNA polymerase II. The transcript has 3 exons. Lineage: Eukaryota; Metazoa; Arthropoda; Insecta; Lepidoptera; Pieridae.